This is a messenger RNA of Caenorhabditis briggsae, 960 nucleotides long. RefSeq names its product Protein CBR-CPF-2 (gene Cbr-cpf-2). Gene Ontology annotation, biological process: mRNA 3'-end processing. Gene Ontology annotation, cellular component: mRNA cleavage and polyadenylation specificity factor complex. The record is from RefSeq and is a predicted model, not a curated record. Gene Ontology annotation, molecular function: mRNA binding. The transcript is spliced from 5 exons. NCBI's taxonomy places the organism in Eukaryota, Metazoa, Nematoda, Chromadorea, Rhabditida, Rhabditidae. Bases 1 to 960 code for a protein of 319 amino acids.
AUGUCCUACAACAAACAACAAGGACAAGCCAGCGAGCGAUCGCAAAGAUCCGUUUUCGUUGGAAACAUCAGUUACGAUGUCACCGAAGAAACGAUUCGACAGAUUUUCACAAAGGCCGGACAUGUUUUAUCGAUCAAAAUGGUGCACGAUAGAGAGACCGGAAAACCAAAGGGCUACGGAUUUAUCGAAUUCCCAGAUAUCGCGACGGCUGAUACUGCGAUUCGUGUUCUUAAUGGUUACGAAUUGGGUGGACGUGUGCUUCGCGUCGACAGUGCUGCCGGUGGAAUGAAUAUGGAGGAGUUUGGAUCAUCAAACAACGGACCAGCGAUAGUUGAAGAGAAUCCGUAUGGGCCGGAAUGUGACGCUGGAAAAGCGCCGGAAAGAAUUUCCCAAACUGUAGCCUCUCUGGCUCCUGAAAAAAUGUUCGAACUGAUGAAACAACUACAAGAGGCUCUGAAAAACAAUCCAGCUGAGCUGAACAGCAUUCUCGUCGAGAAUCCACAACUCUCGUAUGCCGUUCUUCAAGCUGCCGUCGUUAUGAGAAUCGUUGACCCCCAGACCGCACUAGGACUUCUUCAUCGAAAUAAUCCUGCAACGAUGAACCCGUUCCAUCAAGCUGGAAAUCCAGCGGGACCAUCAAUGGUGCCACCAGCACAGCAGCAGCAAAUGCCACUUCCACUUCCACCAAAACCCGUUUUCAAUCAUCCAGCUCCUGGCGGACCACCAAUGGGACAUCCACAAGGACCACCACAGUACAAUCGGCCAGGAGGACCACCAUACAUGCCACCACCACAAGGAUUGCCACCGAACAGACAAAUGGAUAGCCACGAGGAAAGAGCAAAUGCGGAGCUCCUGAUGCAAGUCAUGCAACUCAGCGAGCACGAUCUGCAAAUGCUUCCAGCUGGAGAUCGAGAGAAGAUCAUCGAGCUCAGACAGCAGUUGAAGAGAAAUGUCAAGUGA